AUAUAUACUAGGAGACGAAGCGAUUCAUAUUUAUCUCCAAACCUGUCUCUCUCUCUCUCGAUCGACACUCGAAACCCUGUGGCUAUUUACAAAUUCGGGGGAGUACGUGAUCAGCCACGGUCGGGUCAAGAAUAAUGGGGAGUCAAGUUGACAGCAAGUUCACUUGGGUGAUUAAGAACUUAGCCCCUUUUGGAUCGCAGAUAAUUUAUUCUGACUCAUUCGUAAUAAGUGGGUGCAAAUGGCGUCUUAUUGCCUAUCCCAAAAGUAAAUUGCUUAACUACUUGACUUUGGAAGUUGCUGAUUCUGAAUCUUUUCCUAUUGGAUGGAGAAGGCUAGCAAAUUUUUCCGUGACUAUAGUAAAUAAGGCUCUUAAACAAAUCUACCGACGACAAGUAACACAACAGUGGUUUGAUCACAAGACUCCCAGGUUGAGUUUUCCACUCAUGAAAACCACCCUUGGGUUUCUGGUGGAUGAAGAAGUCAAAAUUGUUGCUGAGAUAGAUGUUGUUGAAGUUAUCAUUAAUGGAUUCGAAGUUCUUCCUUCACAGGUCAAAUCUGUCAACCGUUUGUUUAAGAGACAGCCAGACAUUGCAUCAAAGUUUCCUAUAAACAACCCACUUCUGAAGACAUCAUACAUGAAUGUCCUACUCAGCUUGACUAGGGCUUUGCACUUGUCACCUCAGAAAAUCUCCAAUGGUGAUCUAUCUGAUACAGAAACUACUCUUGCACACAUGAAAAGUAUAGGUUUUAAGUUGGAUUGGUUGGAGAAAAAACUUGGGGAGAUAAAAGAAAAGAAGGCAAAAGAGAAAGCUGGUAAGAUUAAGAUCCAAAAUACUGAGGAAAAGUUGAAGGAUUUGAAGCAGAAGUGCUUAGACCUUGAAGCUCAGCUGGAGACUGAGAAGGCAGAGGUUUUGGCUGCAAGUGCUCCUCUCUUGUUGUCUGAUGAUGAAGAUGUUUUCUGAUGAAUUGAGUUCUUAGGUACUUGAGUUUAGAUUCUUCUAAUGCUAGGGUGUUUUGGUAACUAAAUGGUUUGUAGUUUGGCCUUAAGACUCUUUCUUUAAUUGUAACCAAGACGUCACACCCGGAUGAAACAUUCGCCUUUAA
Molecule: messenger RNA, 1104 nt
Organism: Brassica napus (rape)
Lineage: Eukaryota; Viridiplantae; Streptophyta; Magnoliopsida; Brassicales; Brassicaceae
Product: MATH domain and coiled-coil domain-containing protein At3g58260-like
Exons: 5
Coding region: 135-962 (275 amino acids)
Molecular function (GO): protein binding
Source: RefSeq, a predicted model, not a curated record